AUGACUAAUACAGGCCGGGAUGAGAUAAAACAUGAAAACGUCAAUGUCCCCAAAGACUCCGAGCCCAAGAAAGAGGUCCGGCCCUUCAAGGAACGAGCUGAGGCCCUCGAAGAACAGAUUAAACAACUGAUAGAAGAGCAUGAAAGGCUUUCCGAUAUCGUUGACAAAUUAAAGAUAAUCAACACAUUGCUUCAUAAGGAAGUUUGCAAAGAAUACUCGUUUACUAAAUUACCCAAAAAGGAAGAUCAAUAA
Nematocida homosporus is the source of this 252-nucleotide messenger RNA. RefSeq lists its product as uncharacterized. The transcript has a single exon. The record is from RefSeq and is a predicted model, not a curated record. NCBI's taxonomy places the organism in Eukaryota, Fungi, Microsporidia. The coding region runs from base 1 to 252 and encodes 83 amino acids.